GUUACCGAUGCACGCGCAUGCGCGAAUGCAUCACACGAUUUUUUGGUGAAUUCUGGCGAGGAGUUGCGGCAGGAGUGGCACCGAGUAGCACAAGCCCAGGAGAGCCGUAGGCUUAGGCCAGUUCAGGAAUUCUACAGCUGACGCUGUCAUGGACGCAGUUGCAGAUCCUAACAAUGCGCCAGCCGCACUCCACGUGCCCCAGUUCCAAUUCGUCGCCCGGCUCAUCGCUGUUCCCUUGGUGGCUAGUCUUCUCGACCGAGUGUCUAAAAUUUACAAUGAAGCGAAGACUCGUUUGUCCUUGGUGGGCGCCCUUAUGAAAGCUGCAGAAAGUACUACUGCGAUCACCCUGCUAGUGUGUGCACCUGUGCUCAGGGUCGCACUGUCUCGGCAACUUCAGCACGCGGACGCAUUUGCAUGUCGUGUCCUGGAUGAACUGGAGCAACGUUGCCCGAUAGCCUUCCGCCAUCCCGACGAGAUCAUCGCUGAUGUGAUCGCCUUGGGCCGAGAAAAGGCCGCGCAACUGAAGGCUUGUGUCAAUUCCAAGGUGACUGCAAUACGGGCGUUGGUCGAGGCUGCCGCCAACGUGAUCUUCCAUCCGGUGGCCACCUUGAAAAGCCUUUUUCGUAUGAUAUGGAUCGACGUUCACCUGGCCGUCCUCAUGGCCGAGCACCGUAUCGACAUGCUUAUCUACCCUUACGAUCGACGCCACAACCCCUUCUUCAACAACGUUAUUGCUGAAGUCGCAGUGUGCAGCCGUAUUUGUACGGUCCUGCGCAAACUGCGGACUCUCGCCAAGUUCGUGUUUUGGUACAGAACCAGACGCCUGCUGGAGAGACGCCUUUUCAUGUGGGGUCUCGCACUGAACGAUCUGCACUACACGCUUUCCCACGAGGCACUUGGUGAGGCUUUCGAUGACCCAGCUCUGGCUACAGUGCAGCACGCAUUCCUUCUCUUGGUGACCCUGGCCGACCGACUUGAUCUCGCCUACUUUUGCUUUUACGCCCACGUUUUCGGGUAUUAUCAUCUCUGGGUUACGCUUCCUGAGCCUCCCAACGAAAUGUUCCGCGCACUCGCACUUGCCGACUGGAGCCCUGAGGAAGACAUCAACGAAGAAGGUCUUGUCGAAGACAUUGACGAAGACAUCGACGAAGAAGGUCUCGUCGAAGACAUCGAAGAAGGUCUCAUCGAAGACAUCGACGAAGAAGGCCUCGUCGAAGAAGAAUAGCACAUCCGUGCACGGUCUUUGCAUUCGUUAAUGGCUACUGGCGAUGCAUUGUGAAGUACGAUGCUACAUUUUAUCGGCUUGCCGGAGCUCGAACACUCACUUACAGGACGUACGUUCACCUAUCUGAAAAGCAAACUUGCGAGACUAACCAGUGCGGUUUGCUGCGCUCAGACAACCUCUAUAGGUUGGAUAUGUGCAGGAUAUGCAAUUUUUAUGCCCUAUUUCGCACCCGCAUGUCAAGUUCGUUUCGGUGCACGUUUUUCCGCUUAAGGAAAUAUCAAUCGGUUCUCUGCAUGUCUGCACAAACAGCUGCAACUAUUCGUUUAAGCUUGCAUGAGCUUUUAGUACUUUAACUUGGGCAAAAAAUGUAAAGGUGGGUUCAGGAUUUCGUAUGUAAAUAUACCGUCGAAAUCACUGCCAGCAGUGCAUCUGCAGGCAUCUAGUUUGGGAUAAGUAUACGUGUUUCAACCUUUAGUGCCAAAUCAAAGAUAUAUCAAUAAAAUUGUUCACGUUCACUUCUGACCAUGAAGAAUACAGUUACAAAAAAGUUUUACUUGAGUUCACUUAGUGUUGUAAUAACGCGGUGAUUGUGGAAAUUAUCACAGCUAAAUCUUCAGUCCAUCUCAUCAAAAACAAAACAAUGGGCUUUGCAUUAUACAUGCCGCGCUUACAUCAGCAUUUUGAGGCAUCAAAUUCAGCGUAACAUAUCUGAUACGUUGGGCAUUACAGGGUUAGACGGAGCUGGGAAAAUGUGCCAAUGGAACAGGACAGAACAAAAAAGGGACUGAAACUAAGAGAAGCUUCCUAAUCUAAAAUGUUUUUCCUUUUGACCUCUUAUUUCGUGUCCUUGCAGAGCUGUUUAGACGCAUCCUCACCUACUACUACACGCAAGACAGGCGUCAUUUAUUCACCCGCCGUGACUUUCGAUCUUAAUGUUGAAACGGACCAGCGGAUGAAGCAGUCCGUUUUGCAUACCUUUCAGGCUUAACAGAAGCAGAGAAAAAAGUUCAUACAUAGCACCAAAGGCAGUCACGCUACACGUAUACACACCUUACUUGUUAUGAUCUCAAUGCAAUAAUGAAUAUAUGAUGCUUUUUCAGGUACAUCUCAUGCGAUCGGAUUGUUUCUGCAGAGGCUUUACCCGGGUCUAAAUUUUGUUUAAGUCUAGCAUUAUUAACUAUGCAGUGGGUUUUUCUGUCAGGCAUGAGAGCUGUGCUUUUAACAAGCGUGUUAUCCUGAAGGUAUAAUGACAACUCCACCGACAGAAAAGCCCGAAAAUGGGCUUUGCAUUAAAAAUCAUCCCGCACUUACAUCUGCAUUUUGAGGCAUCAAAUUCAGCGUAACAUAUAUGAUACGGUUACUUUCUUCCCCUAUAAUCCUGGAAUGUAUCAGUGUAUAGGUAGGAUUGUGUAUCGGUAGCUGAUAUAGUCUCGUGCUUCAGGAGAGAGGUAGUGCUUGUUGCUUCCUUGCCAAGUUCUCGUCUGAAGGUUGCUUUAUUUUGCAAAACUCCAAUACCCUAGUUACAAGCUACACUUCGUUGUAUAAUAAACUAGGAUAUAUGAUUCAAUACUUGACGACGAUAAAUUAAUGAAGGAUGUAAAAGGUCUUUCACUUAUGCUUUACGAAACGUUUAGGAUAGCAAAAGUUUGUUCGGUCUGCGCGAGCAGCUAUACCAUGCCUACUUAACUAAAAUCUGUGCAAAAAAUGCAUUUCGAUGUAUUUCUUGAAAUGCGUUCUUUCAGUCUGAUAAAAAAGUGUUACAUUAAAUCAGCUGCUGCUUCUACUUU
Molecule: messenger RNA, 3012 nt
Organism: Dermacentor silvarum
Lineage: Eukaryota; Metazoa; Arthropoda; Arachnida; Ixodida; Ixodidae
Exons: 5
Coding region: 149-1225 (358 amino acids)
Biological process (GO): positive regulation of triglyceride storage; lipid storage
Cellular component (GO): lipid droplet; cytosol
Source: RefSeq, a predicted model, not a curated record